Zootermopsis nevadensis is the source of this 3999-nucleotide messenger RNA. The record is from RefSeq and is a predicted model, not a curated record. NCBI's taxonomy places the organism in Eukaryota, Metazoa, Arthropoda, Insecta, Blattodea, Termopsidae.
ACAGCACAGUUCAUUCUGCCGUCCCGGACAGUAAAGUUCUCUGUCUCAACACACACAUUCGCUGCAGAGUCGAAGCAACGCGGUAAAAACAUUCUUUCUUGUUAUAUUUCAUUCAUUAGAAUGAUCUACAUGGCCGUGGUAUGUAUUCUGGCUCACGGAUUGGUUGCUAUGACGGAGAGUGACUGGGGAGCCACCGUGCGUUCCGGCAACGAACAGGCCGCCAUGACUUUCAGUGGCGAUUUAUGGUGGUGUGACUGCUGGAACAUGACUGAGGAAGACGAAGCAGUGGAAUGCAGGUGCAAGGGAACCGGCCUCCUAGAUGUUCCUGACAACCUGUACACCGGCGUGCAGGCGCUAUUGCUGUCUGGACUGGGCAUGCGAACAUUGAAGAACAACUCACUACAAACGUACAAGGACUCUUUGCAAGAUCUAACGCUCAACGAAAUGAAGCUAUUACAGGGAAUCGAACUGGGUACAUUCAGCACUCUGGAGCACCUACGAACUAUAUACAUUUCCGAAGCUCCGCUGCUGAAAGAGUUACCUGCGGGAAUAUUCGAUGGACUGACUGAUAAAUUCCUUUCCCUUCGAAUAAUGAGGACAGGACUUGAAUAUCUUCCAGACAUGUCUCACUUCUCCCAAGGAUCAAUAAUGCAUAUGAUUGACUUGGAAGGCAACAGGAUUCGAGAAAUCAAGCCAAAUUCUAUCCGGGUCAAGGCUUAUCAACUGAUCCUCAACUACAAUGCCAUACGGUCGGUGGAUGGGUGGGCAUUCAACGGCUCGGAAAUUGCUAAAUUGAGUCUUAAAGGAAAUCGAGACUUAAGUAUACUUUCCAGUGAAGCAUUUCACGGCCUGAAAAGUCUUAUAGACCUGGACCUCUCAGAAACUGCAAUCACUCGUUUGCCAACCGGAGGACUGGAGGGUCUUGAUGUCCUUAGGAUACAGGACACAGAGUCCCUCAAAGUCAUCCCGUCUGUCUACACCUUCAAGCAUCUGAAGGAGGCCUGGCUCACGUAUUCAUUUCACUGCUGUGCAUUCAAGUUUCCUGCACGUCAUGAUCCCACCAGACAUGCGCUGCACCAGGCUUAUCUCGCUAAGGUGCGUGAAAAAUGUCCCAAAGACUACGACGAAACAAGACAACGAAAUAAGCGGUCCACGACACACACCGUGUGGAUUGGCGCAGUUCCCGACUUAAUCUCCUCUUCACCUGACUACGUUCCAACUCUGUCGUACAGCGACUUAUGGGAUCCUACUUAUGAGGACGGCCGUAGCUUCGGGCCGAUAUCAGCGGAAGGCUACCAACCCCUGGUGGACGGUGGGGUCCAGUCCGACCAGGACCCUCCAGACGGCGAGCACUGGCAUAGCAACGCGGAGCCAAUAAAGUUGAAUGCUGGAAAUGACGGUCCAACCCUCGACCACGGAACUUUUCAUCAGACCACAGCAGACGUGGCAAGGAAGUUACAAGCGAUAUGCGGGAACCUCUCCACCAGUUCGAUACACGUGAAGUGUUCGCCUGAGCCGAACGCGCUGAACCCCUGCGAGGAUAUCAUGGGCUUCACGUGGUUGCGUGUCAGCGUGUGGUUUGUCGUGGUAACGGCCGUCGUGGGUAACCUGGCCGUGCUUCUCGUGUUGCUUAGCAACGUGUUCGAUCUCACAGUGCCCAAAUUCCUCAUGUGCCAUCUCGCCUUUGCUGAUCUCUGUAUGGGAGCUUACUUGCUGAUACUAGCUGUCAUGGACGUCCACUCCAGCGGCGUCUAUUUCAAUUUCGCCUACGGCUGGCAGAUCGGGGCCGGCUGCCGUGUUGCCGGGUUCCUCACGGUUUUUGCUAGUCAAUUGUCCAUCUACACAUUGUCUAUUCUGACUCUGGAGCGAUGGUUCGCAAUCACUUACGCCAUGUACCUGAACAAACGUCUAAGACUACGAACAGCGGCACAGAUUAUGGCUGGAGGAUGGAUGUACUCCAUCACGAUGGCGUCACUCCCUCUAUUUGGCAUCAGUAGUUAUUCUACUACCAGCAUCUGUCUGCCAAUGGAGACGAGAGAUGUGAAGGAUGUGGCGUAUCUAAUCGCCCUGCUGGUGAUGAACGGCCUAGCAUUUGUGGUGAUCUGCAUAUGCUACGCCCAAAUCUACCUGUCGCUGGGUCGCGACACCCGGAGGUGUGGCAGUCCGGGUCGCUCCGGGGCCACCACCACAACCGGCGAGAUGACAGUCGCCAAAAAGAUGGCGCUCCUCGUCUUCACCGACUUCGCAUGUUGGGCGCCCAUCGCGUUUUUUGGGCUGACGGCUGUAGCCGGAUAUCCUCUCAUUGACGUCACUCGCUCGAAGAUCCUGCUAGUUUUCUUUUACCCCCUCAACUCGUGUGCAAAUCCGUAUCUGUACGCGAUACUUACAGCGCAGUACCGGAAGGAUCUCUUCCUGCUCCUUGCCAGGUAUGGCUUAUGUAUGAAGACAGCCCAGCAGUAUAAAUUGACGUAUUCACUAGCGACUACAAACAACUCGAACCAAGUUCCUUUAGUUCAACGGAGCAUGAUUCUGAUUUCCCCGCAGAACCCACAAACCAGUGUGACAAAUGCCAACGGCGGUCUACACGCUGAGGCUUUCGUGUGAAGUUAGCAACUAGCGAAGUGGCUAACACUCCAAGCGGUAAUUUAGUAUACACGUCCACACGUUAAGUUCUCUGCGUAUUCAAGGUUUAUAAUAUUCGACGACGUUGUAUCAAGGUCGUUUAUUAUCGACGAUAUUGUUGAUAAUACGUGAACAAAGACGAGAAAUGGGAAAUUAGUCAGAAACUUUUUUUAAAAAAAAAACUUGAAAGAGAAGAAAUGGCUCGACCUUAGAUCUUAUAUUUUUUUCAAAGAAUAUCUGUAGUUACCACGACAACGGAUAGGCCCUGUUACUGGCCUAUACGUUAUACCAUUUUGAAGUUUUUAUCUACAAGUAAGUUAUUUAUUGACGUAUAUUAUCAGAGGCUUUGCUGAUUCGUGAUCUGUUAGAUUAUCAGUGGGAAGUAAGACGUAGAAAGGGGGGAUGUCACAGAAAAGAAAUCCAUUCGACUACAGAAAGAAAGACAUUUAUCGAUAUAUCGAUAUAUCGAUAUGCCACAUCUUAACAUUUUUUCGCAGGACAGUCACAGGUACCAAUGAUUCUAUCAGGAAAUUUGAAUUAACUAGGCUGUUUUUAGUUAUUGCUUUGUUUUGAAGGGGCAAUAACACCGAAAAAUAUAAAAUUAUAUUUGAUUUCCAGAGAGCGCUUUCAGUGUCCCAUGAGAGACGGUGUUUUGUUUUUUACAUUUACAUUCCAGCUUUAAUUCCGGGAUAGGACAUAGCUCAGAGUUAUUCGUGUGCGUUGCUUCAUUACUUUCUAGUACUAAAAGUCCAAAAUUUUUGAAACUGGUACUUCCUGGACCUGCUUUAACCUCGCUGCUGUGAGAACCGGAAAUCUCAUUGAAAAGGACAGUGUUUCUGAGAUACUUUGGUUGUGACACCGUAGGCAGACUUUUGCUUUCUCUGUAUCUCGUGUAUAAAUCUUUUUUUAUUGUUCCUGAACAAGGAAAAACGUGUCUCUAGAUUAGCUGGCUUUUUAUUAGCCUUUAUUCAGCCUAUGACGGAGAAUUUAAACUUGAGAAAGAUUUGUAUUUUUUAAAACGAGUUAUAAAUGCCACAAAAGACUAAUAUUACGAUGUCGUAUACGUAAAAUAUUAACUUCAGGUCUGGAGUUUCUCAAUAUUGUGUAUUCUGUCUUAUUUUCCUUGCAUAAGAUGUCAGUUGCUCAUCAUAUCCCAAGGGUUUGUUUGCUCAAAGGUGUACACGGAAGUUUUUCAUAUAUUUUUUUUCUUUAUUUUUAUAUGAAUGCACAAAUUGCUUACGUCUAUCCUGAUCGUCAUAGUUUUCAUACAUGUUGUGCAAACCUCCCCUCCCCCCACAUUCCCAAAGCUGUGAAUAUAUGACUCAAUGUGAUUGUAAUUUAAGGUACCUGGCUUUUAUAAAGCUCAAUUUAUAUUUU